CCUCCAGGUGAGGCCCAGUUGGAGGCUGCAGGGGCGGAGCUCAGGGCCUGCUCGGAGUUCAAGUUCAAGGGUUCAGGGCUGAGCCUGACCUCUCCUCUGCCUGGGGAGAUGAUUCUCUUCCUCUGAUCCCUGCUGCUGUGAGCUGGAAUUUGGAGUUUGACCCGCAAGGAGGCUCUCCACUGUAGGCGGUGCAGGAGAGGGCGGCCACUGUCCUCUCAAUCUGGCUGUGUGGGGGGAGGAGCCCAGGUGUCCCGCUUCUUGCAGCCGCCUUCUGCCUCAGAAGCCAGGGACGGGGGCCCCCCUGGGCAGGCCAGGUGAGCCCUGCAUCCAGAGGAAGGAUUGAGCGUUUGCUCAGGACCAUGGAGAGCAGCUCCAGCAGCCCUCUGCCCACCCAGUCAGAGCCCCUGGAGGCUUUUCCCCAGAGGAACCUGGAGCCAGGUGACAUCGCUGUGCUGGUUCUGUACUUCCUCUUUGUCCUGGCUGUGGGACUGUGGUCCACAGUGAAGACCAAGAGAGACACAGUGAAAGGCUACUUCCUAGCUGGAGGGGACAUGGUGUGGUGGCCAGUGGGUGCAUCCUUGUUUGCCAGCAAUGUGGGAAGUGGACAUUUUGUUGGCCUGGCAGGGUCAGGUGCUGCUGUGGGCCUUUCUGUCACUGCUUACGAAUUGAAUGGCCUGUUCUCUGUGUUGAUGUUGGCCUGGAUCUUCCUCCCCAUCUACAUCGCUGGUCAGGUCCCCAGGAUGCCAGAAUACCUAAGGAAACGCUUCGGCGGCAGGAUCCCCCUCACCCUGGCUGCGCUCUACCUGCUCAUUUACACCUUCCCCAAGAUCUCGGUAAUACAGCCCCUGGCAGUAAAUCUCCUGAGGCAGGUCUUGAACUUGCUUCCCAGGGUAACUUCUCUCCACCACGGUACCCAUUCCUCACCUCAGUGCUUACCUCCCCCCCACCCAGGUGGCCUGGCCGCUGUGAUCUACACGGACGCCCUGCAGACGCUGAUCAUGCUUAUAGGAGCGCUCAUCCUGAUGGGCUACAGUUUUGCCGCAGUUGGCGGGAUGGAAGGCCUGGAGGAGAAGUACUUCCUGGCCGUGGCUAGCAACCGGAGUGAGAACAACAGUUGCGGGCUGCCCCGAGAAGAUGCCUUCCAUAUUUUCCGAGACCCCGUGACAUCUGAUCUCCCGUGGCCUGGGAUCCUACUUGGAAUGUCCGUGCCGUCCCUGUGGUACUGGUGCACGGAUCAGGUGAUCGUUCAGCGGUCUCUGGCUGCCAAGAACCUGUCCCAUGCCAAAGGAGGCUCUCUGAUGGCCGCCUACCUGAAAGUGCUGCCUCUUUUCAUGAUGGUGUUCCCAGGAAUGGUCAGUCGUGUCCUCUUCCCAGAUGAAGUGGCUUGUGCAGAUCCAGAAACCUGCCUGAAGGUCUGUAGCAACCCCUCUGGCUGCUCUGACAUCGCGUAUCCCAAACUGGUGCUGGAACUCCUGCCCACAGGGCUCCGUGGGCUCAUGAUGGCUGUGAUGGUGGCGGCGCUCAUGUCCUCCCUCACCUCCAUCUUUAAUAGUGCCAGCACCAUCUUCACCAUGGACCUCUGGAACUACAUGCGGCCUCGGGCAUCAGAGAAGGAGCUCAUGAUUGUUGGCAGGGCAUUUGCGUUGCUGCUGGUGCUAGUCUCCAUCCUCUGGAUCCCCGUGGUCCAGGCAAGCCAGGGGGGCCAGCUCUUCAUUUACAUCCAGUCCAUCAGCUCCUACCUGCAGCCGCCCGUGGCCGUGGUCUUCAUCAUGGGAUGUUUCUGGAAACGGACCAAUGAAAAGGGGGCCUUCUCAGGUCUGAUCUUGGGCCUUCUCCUAGGCUUGAUUCGGCUGAUCCUGGACUUCAUUUACCCGCAGCCUCGGUGUGACCAGCCAGAUGACCGCCCUGGCGUGGUCAAGGAUGUCCACUACCUCUAUUUCUCCAUGAUUCUGUCUGCAGUGACUCUGAUCACCGUGUCCAUUGUGAGCUGGUUCACGGAGUUGCCCUCCAAGGAGAUGGUAAGCCGCCUGACCUGGUUUACUCGUCAUGACCCCAUGGUCCGGAAGGAACAGGUCCCACCAGCAACUCCCCGGCCUCCGACCGUCUCUCAGAACGGGACACCAGAGGCCGGCAUCACCGACAUCCAGCUGGAGAUUGUUCAAGAAAACAUAUCCAACCCCGACCGCUGUGACACGAUCCCAAAGCGGUCCAAAGUGAAGCGAGCCGUCUUGUGGCUCUGCGGAAUGGAGAGCGUGGGCAAGGAGGCCCCGAGCAAAGUGGAACCCGUCAUAGUUUCCUUGGAAGAAAACCCCCUCGUGAAAACCCUUCUGGACAUCAACCUCAUCACCUGCGUUAGCUGUGCCUUCUUCCUCUGGGGCUACUUUGCGCAACAUGGGGGUGAACCCAGGGGUCCAGGCUGUUGCCUGUGCCCUGUUUUUGUGAUGAAAGGAGAUAAAUAAUAAAGCGUUGUUUGUUUAC
Ailuropoda melanoleuca (giant panda) is the source of this 2478-nucleotide messenger RNA. It is a transcript of the gene SLC5A11, whose product is annotated as solute carrier family 5 member 11. The record is from RefSeq and is a predicted model, not a curated record. Gene Ontology annotation, molecular function: D-glucose:sodium symporter activity. NCBI's taxonomy places the organism in Eukaryota, Metazoa, Chordata, Mammalia, Carnivora, Ursidae. Gene Ontology annotation, cellular component: plasma membrane. Gene Ontology annotation, biological process: transmembrane transport.